GGAGCGCGGCAUGGCCGGCGCCGGCGAGCAGGCGGAGGACGGGGAGGAGAACAUCCUGUACGACCUGCUGGUCAACACCGAGUGGCCGCCGGAGACGGAGGUGCAGCCAAGAGGCAACAGAACACAUGGUGCAUCAUUUAUCAUCACUAGAGCAAUUGCAGGUCCUGCAUUGUUUUUGCUUCGGUACAUCUGGUACAGCCCUGCAAAGUUUUCUCUGCCCGCUGGACUGGUUCGUCUGGUUAGUAAGCAGAUCAACUGGCACCUCGUACUUGCAAGCAAUGGUAAAUUGUUGGCAGUUGUUCAAGACCAAUGUGUAGAAAUCAGGUCUGCAAAAGAUGACUUUGUAUCCAUAGUUGGAAAAUGUCAAGUGCCAAAGGAUCCUAACCCUCAGUGGAGGAGAGUGGCGUGGAGUCAUGAUUGUACAUUACUUGCUUAUGCUGAAAGCAGUGGAACAGUCAGAGUGUUUGACCUGAUGGGUAGUGAGCUUUUGGUCAUUUCACCGACAGCAAGUUUUCCAGGCGAUCUGAGUUACGCUAUUGCUGGAUUGAUCUUUCUAGAAUACAAAGCAAGUGCCCAGUGGUCAGCUGAACUCCUUGUUGUUAAUUAUCGUGGAGAACUGAGAAGUUACCUUGUAAGUGUUGGAACAAAUCAAAGCUUUCAAGAAAGUCAUAGUUUCAGCUUUGGCAGCCACUAUGCCCAUGGGAUAACAACUGUCAUUUAUCAUCCUGGUCACAGACUUCUCCUUGUAGGAGGCUGUGAAACAGAUGAAGAUGGAGUGUCUAAAGCAGCUGGUUGUGGAAUAUCUGCUUGGAGAAUUCUAUCAGGCUCUCCCCAUUACAAACAGGUCACUAGUUAUGAAGAUGAUGUUAGAACAGCACAGAGAAGAGGAUUAUUAAGGAUUAUGAAUUUAAGAUUUUACAGCAGGCGAGGAACAGAACAGGAUGGAGUUUUCAAGAUGAAUCUUUCUCCUGAUGGAGCUCUUUUGGCAGCUAUUCAUUUUUCCGGAAAACUGACGAUCUGGUCUAUUCCAUCUCUCAGACAACAAGGAGAAUGGGACCAAACUGCUCAGCCUGGCUAUGAUGAGCUUAACCCAGACUGGAGACUCUCUAGUGAAAAAAGAAAGAAAAUAAAAGAUAAAGAAUCCUAUUAUCCACUGAUAGAUGUAAAUUGGUGGGCAGAUAAUUCUGUCAUCCUUGCUCGCUGCUCUGGUGCAUUGACUGUGUCAUCAGUUAAGACAUUAAGAAACCUGCUGGGAAAGACGUGUGAAUGGUUUGAGAGUUCUCCUCAGGUCACUUCAGCUCAUGAUGGAGGAUUUCUAAGUCUGGAGUGUGAGGUGAAACUAGUUCCAAAAAGACUGCGCUUGGAGAGCAGGCCUGGUGAUGAAGAUGAGGGAGAUGAUGACUCGGACUCAGAUGAGGAAUCUUCUGCUAAGGACAGAUACUUCAGCUACCUAAAGCAAGGCCUGUACUUUGUAACAGAAAUGGAACGAUUUGCUCCUCCACGAAAACGACCACGUACUAUUACAAAGAAUUUCCGCCUUGUCAGCUUAAGAUCCACAACUCCAGAGGAACUGUACCAGAGGAAAAUUGAUAAUGAAGAAUAUGGGGAAGCUUUGUCUUUAGCUCAAACAUAUGGCCUUGACUCUGAUCUUGUAUACCAGAGACAGUGGAGGAAGUCAGCUGUUAAUGUUGCUUCAAUUCAAGACUACUUGAGCAAAAUCAAGAAACGUGCAUGGGUUCUUCAUGAGUGCUUGGAGAGAGUUCCAGAAAAUGCAGAUGCUGCUAAGAAGCUGCUUCAGUAUGGCUUGAAAGGCACAGACUUGGAGGCUCUUGUGGCCAUAGGAAAAGGAGAAGAUGGUGGCAGAUUCAUCUUACCAGGAGAAGUGGAUAUUGAAAUUCCCUAUGAAGACCUGUCACCAGAUGAAGAAAUGGAUACUAGAAAGGAAAAGGAGGCCAAGAAGCGUCAAGAACUGCUAUUAUCAGUAAACUUCUCAAAGCUGACCCUGGAACAGAAGGAGCUCUGCCGUAGCAGGCUGAAGCUGUUAACUUACCUUGAUCGCCUUGAGACCUAUGAGGAAAUCCUUGGAGGGCCUCAUGCAGCUGAGCAUUAUGAUGGAGAAUUCUUUAAGAAGUUCAGAAAUCAGAAUAUUGUACUUUCAGCAAGAACUUAUGCUCGGGAAAGCAAUGUCAGAGCCCUGGAAAUUUUGUUCACUUUCCAUGGAUCAGCUUUACUUCCACACAGACAGGCGAUUCUCUCCAAUUUCCCAGAGACUACUUCACCACACGAGUAUGCUUUGCUGUUACCUGAAGCUUGCUACAAGAAGGGGACAUUGAAAAUUCUUCCUUGGAAUGAGCAGAAACAUCGUGAAGAAGACUGGUGUGAAAAACAAGAAUGCAGGAUGGUUAUUGAACCAACUUUGCAAGAUGAAGGCCAGUUUCUGUAUGAAAAACAGCCUGAGUUACUGAAGUACAGGACUACUGACCUUUCUGUAGAUCUCAUCACAGAUUGGUAUUUGAGCAGAGCACAGGAAAUUGAAGAAUAUGCAAUGCAGGUUGACUGUGCUCUGUCCCUUGUUCGUCUUGGCAUGGAGAGGAACAUUCCUGGUCUGCAGGUGCUUUGUGACAACCUGAUCACUCUUGAGACAGUGGUUUAUGAGACUGAUGGUGAUCGAACUUUGACUUUGAAGGAACUUUUGGAGAUGAAAGACAUUGAGAAGCUGAGACUGUUGAUGAAGAAUUCCUCAGAUGAAAAAUAUGUGAAGAAUGUUUAUCAGUGGAUGAUCCCUUUUCUCCACCGCUGUGAAAACCAGUCCCCUGGUCUUGCAAAUGCCCUUUUUAAAGAAUACUUAGUAACACUGGCAAUGGAAGACUUGACUCUACCUCUGAAGAUAUUUCAGAAUUCAAAACCUGAUUGUCAGCCAAAAAUUAUUCCUGAUCAGGACCAGCUUAUGAUCACAGCAUUGGAAUGUAUUUACAGCUGUGAGCGAGAUGACCAGCUCUCUCUCUGUUAUGAUAUUUUGGAAUGCCUUCCACAAAGAGGAUAUGGGCCUGAAACAGAUAAAACUAACACUCUUCAUGAUGAAGUAGAUGAACUGGAACAAAUUCUCAGUGUGGCGGAGCUGCUGGAGAAGCACGGCCUGCAGAAGCCGGUUUCCUUUGUGAAGGACACCAAGGACAGCGCAGAGGAGGCUCGGAAGCUGAUGGUCAGGCUGACCAGGCACACGGGUCGCAAGCAACCGUCCGUUGGUGAGUCGCAGUGGAAGGAAUUGCUCCAGGAUAUGCUGGACAUGCAGCAGAAAGUGUAUAGGUGCUUACAUUCAGAUACUUGCUAUGAGAUAUUCACCGAAAGUCUUCUAUGCUCAAGCAGUAUAGAAAAUAUCCACCUGGCUGGGCAAAUGAUGCAUUGCAGUGUUUGGUCAGUGGAUCUACCAAGUUCAUCCAAAGGGAAGCCACAGUACCGAGUCAGCUAUGCCAGAAGCAUUGAACUGGUUUUGGCUGCUGGUAGAGAAUAUUUCAAUUCUUCCACCAGUUUGACUGAUAGCUGUAUGGAAUUGGCCAGGUGCUGUCUCCAACUUAUUGAAGACAGUCCAAGUGCUGUUCAGGAGGAGCUGGACCUCAUUCGUGCUCUGGGCUACCUGGAAGAGUUUGGUGUGAAAAUAUUACCACUGCAAGUGCGUUUGUGCUCCGAUCGACUCAGUCUCAUCAAGGACUGUCUGGCUCAGAUGUCAACAAACUAUAAACAGUCUGCUAAGCUCCUGGGACUGGCAAACCUGCUAAGGGUUGCAGGAGAUGAUCAGACGGAGAGAAAAGGUCAAGUUUUGAUCCUUUUAGUGGAACAGGCUCUCAGUUUCCAGGACUACAAAGCAGCUAGUAUGCAUUGCCAAGAGCUCAUGGCCGCAGGCUAUUCUAAAAGCUGGGAGGUGUGCAGUCAGCUGGGGCAGUCAGAAGGCUACCAGGACCUGGGGAUGCGCCAGGAGCUGAUGGCCUUUGCUCUGACACACUGUCCCCCCUGCGCCAUAGAGGCGCUGCUGGCCGUGAGCAGCUCAUUGCAAACACAGAUUCUUUAUCAGGCUGUGAAUUACCAGUUUCUUCCUUCUGAAGGAGGUGAGAAUUCAAGUACAUCUGGGCCUUCUUUGUUGAUCAGUAAGGAUGCAGAGGGCCAGGAAUUUGGAGAUGUAUUAAAAAGUGGGUCUGGAGAAAAUGCUACCGUGGAAAAACAAGGCUGUCAUCCAUUUUAUGAGUCUCUAAUUGAUGAUCCAUAUGUUGCAGAAUCUGAAGUCAGCUAUGGAACAUACCAGAACAAUUCUUUGGAAAGCUUUGCAGAAGUGUUGCUGAGAACAGGGAAACUCGCAGAGACAAAGAGUGAAGGAAAAGACCUACUUCCAACUACAGAAGUUCUGCUACAACUGGCAAGUGAUGCUUUACCAAAGGAUGCGGCCUUGUCUCUUGCCUAUCUGCUUGCUCUGCCACAGGUGGUAGAUGCCAACAAAUGCUUUGAAAAACAAUUACAUUCUGCGUUAUCUCUCCAGCUGGCAAGCUAUUACUAUAGCCUGCAGAUCUAUGCUCGUUUGGCACCAUGUUUCAAGGACAAAUGCCACCCUCUCUACAGGGCUGAUCCAAAAGAGUUGAUUGAGAUGGUCACAAAGCAUGUUACUCAGUAUGCCCAGGCAGACUGGCCUGAAGAAAUCAGCAAUUUGAUAAAUCAGCUGCAUUACUACAAUGAACGACUGCUGGACUUCACUCAGGCUCAGACUCUGCAAGGACUAGGCAAAGGAGUGGAUGUGCAGAGAUUUACAGCAGAUGCACAGUACAAGAGAGAAACAAUACUAGGAUUGGCAGAGACACUUGAAGAAAAUGUCUAUAAAAUUGCUAUUUCAUUGGCUCAGCGAUACAGUGUUCCACUUUGGGAAGUUUACAUGACCCAUCUGGAAUUUUUAUUCACCGACAGUGGGUUAUCGACACUGGAAAUAGAAGAAAGAGCACAAAGUCUUGGUCUGUUUGAUACUUUGAAAACCAGUCCUGAAACCUUUCAUGAACACAUGGCUAAAUAUGUUUACCCGAGUAUUGAAGGCCAAGAUCACCAGCGGUUACUUUACUAUUUUACACUCCUGGAAAACUGUGGCUGCUCAGAAGUGGUGAACCAUGCUCUUAAACCUGAAACUCACAUCCGACUCCUGAAAAAAUUCAAAGCAGUUUCACCAGGUCUUAAUUACAAAAAACUAACAGAUGAAAAUGAAAAUCCUCUGGAAACACUGGAGCCCAUCCUUACAAGUCAAAAUAUCUUAUCUAUUUCCAAACUGGCUCCUAAAAUUCCUAAAAAAGAUGGAAGCAUGCUGUCACCAAGUUCUGUUUAUGCUGUGUGGUUACAAAAACUUUUUUGGAAUGGUGAUCAUCAUCUCAUUAAAAAAAUACCAGAAACCGUGGAUGAGUGGCUACAUGCGUAUGAUAUGUGUUCAAAAUACCUUGAUAGACUUGAUCCAGAUGAUAUUGCUACUUUCAUUGAUGAAAUUACUUUUUCUUCGAAAGCUGUCACAAAGCUGCCAGUUGAAGCCAGGAUAGAAGUGACUAAGAAGGCUAUUAAGGCAGUCAAACAUCUUUCUGAGAAAUCAAGAAAAAAAACUUCAGAUAAUGACAUGAAAGAUGCUGAAAGCCCAUCUGCUGCUUAUGAAGAAACACUGAAUCAUUUGCAACAAUCUCUUGCUCAUCUGGAAACACUCACUCACACUUUCAUCACUUAUUUGAAAAGCAGCAAACAGGAUACACUACAGAAGUACGGCUAUUUAUAUGAUCUGUCAAGGUCGGAAAGAGAAAAAAUCCAUGAGCAAGCAGUAGCCAUGUGUAUAGAUGGUCAGCCCCUGGACAUGGUGCAGCAGUUGUUACAAGUGGCUGUUGGAGAUCUAGGCCUUUCUCCCCAGGAUAUUGUCCAGUGUGCUAUCAAAAAAAUAGUAGGUCUGUUAAGUGGAAAUGGUGACUCAUCUACAACAGAGAAAGAUCCACUUGGAAUCCUUGAAGGUAUAAUUUCUGCAGUGCAUGCAAGCGUUGAAAAAGGGGAGAAAAUAGUUUCUUCAGAUGACCUUCUGGAGUGGUUGCGACCUUUCUGUGGUGAUGACUCCCUAGCAGUGAAGCCUCGCAUCAGGGUAUUGCAAAUUCUGGAGCAAGCCUUCCAUCUCAGUGAUGAGGAUAGCAAGCUGCUUGUGUACUUCAGGACACAGGCUGUUCUCAGAGCUUGCUGGCCUGAAACAAAGGUAGAGAUAACAGAUAUUGAAAAUGAAGAAAAAAGAUACCAUCUCUUCCUGGGACUUCUGGAGUCCAGUCAGAGUCUGUCUGAGUUUCAGCACUUGGUCCUGUUGCUUCAGGCUUGGCCACCAAUGGACAGGAGCAAUGGAUCACGCAUAGAUGAUAAUCCCUGGGUGAAACUGGGGACUUUUAUGCUGCAGAGGUGCCCACCUGAGGAAAAGGAGAAGACAGGAAAUGAAAUUUUGAAAAUCUGCCGUUCUUUGUAUGAGACAAAGCACAUGCUCCCUGUCAAGUGUAUAAAAGAAUUAUGUUUGCUGCUGCUUAACCAGUCCCUCCUGCUGCCAUCCCUGAAACUGCUGGUAGAAAGCAAAGACCAAGACCUUCAUGCUGUGGCACUGGAGCAGAUAACAGCUGUUGCUAAGGUUGAUGAUUCCACUUGUGAUGCUGAAAUACUCUCCUUGCUCCUCAAUGCCAAGCUGGUGGUGAAGUGCAUGUCCACUGCCUUCUGCCCACGCCUUAUUGAUCACCUCCUGGCUAACCAGGGGCAGGGAGGCUGGGAUGUGCAGGAAAUUGCACAGCAGCUUAAGGAAGCAGGGUUCAGUGCAGAGGCCGGGUCUCUCCUGAUGGCUCAUCGAGGGACCCAUCCUGCACUCAGGACUUUUACUACUGCCCUCCAGGCUGUGCAGCACUGGAUCUGAAAAUACUGGAUUUAUGCAUUUGUCUGCAUUUUUGCUGGAGAUUUUACACAAAAGGGAGAAAUUGUUUCUCUAGUAAGGUAACAAAGUGAGUUAUUACCUACAUUUUGUAGAAAACACACAGCACACAGUAAAUUCCCGUAUACUUCUAAUUGUUUAAAAAACUAUUGGUGCAGACUGCAUCAUUCUGUUGUAUGAUUAGCCAAGCGUUGAAUCUGAUCAUCCUUUCAGAUCAAAGUUAAAUGGUUACACUCAGGUGCAUAUAAAGGAAACAUUAGUAAGGUGGCAGGCUAUAUACAAUUUGUCUUAAUUUCUGUAAGUAAUUUACUAUUGUCAUAAUGUAAAACUAAUGUAAAAAUAUAAAGAUAUAUAUGGAGCAAAAAAAGUCACAAGAGUGAUUUUUGAGAAUUUCAAAACCUUAAAAUUCAGUAUUGUGCAAUGUUGUUAUCACAGCUUUUGUUUGCAAUAAAUAAAAUAUUUUGCAUUUAAUGUACUUCUUUUUUCAGCCUUUUGGACAGAUAAAUAUUUUCUUUCUUCAGCCCCUUUUCUGAAAUUCCUGUCUCUCCUUAGUGAUGUGUAUUCAUGAGGACAAGCUGAAGUCUAAGAGAUAUUUUUCUAUACCAUUUGAGAAGCCCCA
Molecule: messenger RNA, 7568 nt
Organism: Onychostruthus taczanowskii (white-rumped snowfinch)
Lineage: Eukaryota; Metazoa; Chordata; Aves; Passeriformes; Passeridae
Gene: NBAS
Product: NBAS subunit of NRZ tethering complex
Exons: 51
Coding region: 11-6934 (2307 amino acids)
Biological process (GO): retrograde vesicle-mediated transport, Golgi to endoplasmic reticulum
Cellular component (GO): endoplasmic reticulum membrane; Dsl1/NZR complex
Molecular function (GO): SNARE binding
Source: RefSeq, a predicted model, not a curated record